Molecule: messenger RNA, 1985 nt
Organism: Ipomoea triloba (trilobed morning glory)
Lineage: Eukaryota; Viridiplantae; Streptophyta; Magnoliopsida; Solanales; Convolvulaceae
Product: metal tolerance protein 10
Exons: 7
Coding region: 528-1748 (406 amino acids)
Biological process (GO): transmembrane transport; monoatomic cation transport
Cellular component (GO): membrane
Molecular function (GO): monoatomic cation transmembrane transporter activity
Source: RefSeq, a predicted model, not a curated record
AUGUUAAAAGAAAAGAAAAGAAAAAGACAGCAUUUUUAUUUAGGAUGUGCUUUGGUGUCUUCUUUGUCGUCGUCACUGAGGACUGUGUUUGCUUUGCUCCGCCCAGAAAGAAGAAACCAAGAACACCUGUGGGGUGUGGGUGAGUAGAGUAGGCAUGGAAUUUUGGAUUAAUUUCUUCUGUAUCCAAUACAAAAAUCCAAUUCCGCGCGCUAACGUAACACAGCUCAGCUGCUCCGCUGCUAUUUCCCUUCCCUGGAAUAGAUUAUUUUUUAAUUGUAUUUCAGUCAUUAUGAAUAUAGGUGAGGUGGAUGAAGAGUUAACCGCUAGCUCGCAGCCAAUCGGAUUUAUUUGGUGCUGACCCAUGGGAGCAGUUGGGCUGACGGCAAUGUAUGUAUUGUUUUCAAUUCAGCGCUGCUUUCCUUUCCGAUGUUGUCAGUCAGGUGUGGACGGACGGGUAGAAAAUAAAAGAUUCCCACUAAUAGGAUGCUUUGCAUACCUUGUGAGGUUGUAUUAUUUGGAAUUGGAAAAUGGCUCUCGAUGUUCGCACUGAUUCAUCAGAUUAUCGUGUGGAGCUUCUUUCCCCGGCUCCGGGGGUAGCUGGGGAUAGUGAAAUUCUCACUCGGGUCCCUUCAUGGCGCCUCAAUUUUAAUGAACAUAGCCUACCUCAAAGACGUGCUAAUAGUCAUUCUGGAUUUGGAAUGAUUCUUCAAUCCUUGAGAAGGCAAAGGAAAAUUAUGCAAUAUUACAAGAGGCAAGAAGAGCUUCUCAAAGGUUUCAAUGAAGUGGAUGAAUUCCUUGAGUUAGGUUACUUGCCAGGAGCUUUGUCAGAGGGUGAAAUGAAGCAAGCUGAUAGAAGGGAAAAAAUAGCCAUUCAUGCAUCUAACAUAGCCAACUUUGUGCUCUUUGUUGCAAAAGUUUAUGCUUCUGUUGAGAGUAGGUCAUUAGCUGUGAUAGCAUCAACAUUGGACUCACUUUUGGAUCUUUUAUCAGGAUUCAUCUUGUGGUUUACAGCUCAUUCUAUGAGCAAACCAAACCAAUAUAGAUAUCCAAUUGGAAAGCAGAGGAUGCAACCAGUGGGAAUUGUUGUGUUUGCUUCAGUUAUGGCAACCCUUGGAUUGCAAAUAUUGUUUGAAUCCGGUCGACAACUUAUCAUGGGGUCUCAUCCUGAAAAAGAUGCGGUGAAGGAAAGGUGGAUGAUAGGGAUUAUGGUAUCAGUGACAAUGGUAAAGUUUGUUCUGAUGCUAUAUUGCCGGCAAUUCAAAAAUGAAAUCAUCAAAGCUUAUGCUCAAGAUCAUUUCUUCGACGUCAUUACUAACUCAGUUGGACUGGGAACUGCAGUUCUGGCAAUACACUUUUUCUGGUGGAUUGAUCCUGUUGGGGCUAUCAUUAUUGCUUUGUACACGAUGAGUACAUGGGCAAGAACAGUGAUGGAGAAUGUUGGGUCACUGAUUGGGAGGACAGCACCAGCAGAGUACCUAUCAAAGCUGGUGUAUCUGGCUUGGAAUCACCAUGAAGACAUAAAGCACAUAGCAACAGCAAGAGCAUACAAUUUUGGGUCGGGGCGAUACUUUGUGGAGAUGGACAUAGUAUUACCAGGAGAGACAACGCUGAGUAGAGCACACAACAUUGGAGAGUCACUUGAAGAAAAGAUAGAGCAGCUCCCCGAGGUGGAGCGAGCUUUUGUGCAUGCAGACUUCGAGGCUGUUCAUCAGCCAGAGCAUAGCCAAAAAAAGACCAACAACAAGUGAAAGAAGACUGGUUCCAUGGAUGGUGUGUAAUUUAAUUUGUUGUUAUACAUACAUAGUGUCUAGCUAGUGUGUAUUGUAUUGUAUUGUAUUGUAUUGUGGACUUGUGGUGUGUGUCAUUUUUGCUUUAAUUAAUUGUUUGUUGGAGAUGAGAGCUGAUAAGCUCAGGUUUUGAGUUGAUAGUGGAAAGACUGGCAGGGAGGCAGGCGUUGUUGCUGCUAAUUUAAGUCCUUCUAUCUA